GCAGACAGACAGAGAGUAGGGCUGGUGGAAGGAGGGAGGCAGCCUGAUGCCGCCGGGGUUUACCGGGAAUUAAAAAUCUGACGUCCAGCGCUGCGCGGUGGACACUGUCGCUUCUGGAGGAGGAACACGAACACAACAAUAUGCAUCCUUUGUGGAUUUGGAUGCUGAUGGCGGCCCUGCAGUUCAUUCAGAGUGAAGAGGCCGAGCACUCAUUGUCAAGCAAGCAGGGGGCGUUGCCAUGCAUGAGGGGGUUUGCACAGGACGAGUACAUUAUCGACACGGACCAGGAGCUGGCAAAGGGACAGGCUGUCUUCAACGUGAGCUUCAUGGACUGCGGUGGCGGUAAGGUCUGGUUCAACGUUGGAGAGUCGUCUGAUUUCAGGGUGAGUGAGGAUGGUGUGGUCCUCACCCUACGGCGCCUCAGCCUGGCGGCACAGAAAAAAGCCAUGGUGGUGGUCUACGCUCAAGACCUGCAGUCCAAACAAGUCUGGAAGACUAGAGUGCACCUCCAGGUCCAUCCAGACGGCAACAGCACAGGCCCUGAGCAGGUAAAGCUUGAUGAUGCAACACUGACUCAGAGGGUACCAGUGAUCUUGUUUCCAUGGCGCAGCGUGGUUGUCAGGGGUGAUGGUACUCUUAGGCGUGUGAAGAGGGACUGGGUCAUUCCGCCUAUCAACGUCCCCGAGAACUCACGAGGACAGUUCCCCGAGGACCUAGUCAGAAUCCGCUCAGACCGAGACAAGAACCGGAUGCUGCGCUACAGUGUGACAGGCCCUGGGGCUGACCAGCCUCCCACCGGCAUCUUCAUCAUCAACCCCAUCUCAGGCCAGCUGUCCGUCACCAAGCCUCUGGACAGAGAACACAUCUCCAACUUUCAUUUGCGAGCCCACGCUGUGGACCUGAAUGGGAAUCAGGUGGAGAAUCCCAUCGACAUUGUCAUCAACGUCAUCGACCAAAACGACAACAGACCAGAGUUCACACACACUACCUUCAACGGCUCUGUACCUGAGGGAUCCAAGCCAGGAUCCUUUGUGAUGACAGUGACAGCAGUGGACAAAGAUGAUCCAAAAACUGCCAAUGGGAUGCUGCGGUACAAGAUCCUCUCCCAGAAUCCCCAGAGCCCCUCCUCCAACAUGUUCACCAUCAACAACAAAACUGGUGACAUCAUCACUGUGGCAGCAGGCCUGGAUCGGGAGAAAGUCACCCAGUACACCCUGAUCAUCCAGGCAACUGACAUGGAGGGAAACCCCACAUAUGGCCUGUCUAACACUGCCACCACUGUGAUCAGGAUCACUGAUGUCAACGACAACCCCCCUGAAUUCACCACAGACACAUUUUUCGGGGAGGUCCAUGAGAACAGGGUGAAUGUGAUCGUAGCUAACCUGACAGUGACAGAUAAAGACCAGCCUCAUACUCCGGCCUGGAGCACUGUGUACCGCAUCAUCGCUGGAGAUCCCACGGGACGCUUCUCCAUCCCCACUGACCCCACCACCAAUGAGGGCCUGCUCACUGUGGUCAAGCCAGUAGACUUUGAGCUGACCCGCUCCUUCAUGCUGACAGUGGAGGCGGAGAAUGAGGUCCCGCUGGCCCGAGGCAUCCACCUGCUUCGCCAGUCCACGGCAACCGUCUCCGUACGCAUCCUGGACAUCAACGAGAGUCCAGAGUUCAGCCCCAACCCCAAGUCCAUCAAACUGGAGGAGGGUCUGCCUGCCGGGUCUCUGCUCACCACCUUCACUGCCCAGGACCCAGACCGCUUCAUGAGACAAACUGUCCGGUACUCCAAGAUGUAUGACCCUGCCAACUGGCUGGAGAUUGACCCAGUUAACGGCCGGAUUUCGACCAUCGCCAUCCUCGACCGAGAGUCUCCCUACGUCAAGAACAACCUGUACAACGUCACCUUCAUGGCCUCUGAUAACGGUAUCCCUCCUGCCAGUGGGACAGGAACUCUUCAGAUGUAUCUGCUGGACAUUAAUGACAACGCUCCUCACGUGUUCCCCCCUGAGGUAGAAAUGUGUGAGAGGCCAGAUCCCAACGCCAUCAACAUCACAGCCAGUGACCCAGACCUGAACCCUAAUGCUGGACCCUUCGCCUUUGAGCUGGCCAACCGUCCAUCAGAUAUACGCCGCAACUGGACACUCAGUCGCAUCAACGGGGAGUACGCCCAGCUUCGACUGCGAAUCAGCUCCCUGGCCAGUGGCAUCUACGAGGUUCCAGUCAUGAUCACAGACUCUGGAAACCUACCGAUGUCCAACACCUCCUACCUGAGGGUCAAGGUCUGCCAGUGCGAUCACCAUGGAGACUGUGUGGACAUGGAGCGAAUCAUCGCUGCUGGAUUGGGCACCGGUGCCAUCAUCGCCAUCCUCAUCUGUAUCAUCAUACUGUUAGUGCUGGUGCUGCUCUUCGUCAUGUGGAUGAAGAGGAGGGACAAGGAGCGUCAGGCCAAGCAGCUCCUCAUCGACCCAGAGGACGACGUCCGGGACAACAUCCUCAAAUACGACGAGGAGGGAGGUGGAGAGGAGGACCAGGACUACGACCUGAGUCAGCUGCAGCAGCCUGACGCUCUGGAGCCAGAGUGUGUCAAAGUGGGAAUCAGACGUCUGGAUGAGAGGCCCCUACACUACGACCACCAGUACCCCCUCCGCUCUGCUGCCCCCCACCCAGGAGACAUAGGAGACUUCAUCCAUGAGGGCCUGAAGGCAGCAGACAACGACCCCACCGCCCCCCCCUAUGACUCCCUGCUGGUGUUCGACUACGAGGGCAGCGGCUCCACCGCCGGUUCCCUCAGCUCCCUGCACUCCUCCUCGAGCUGUGGAGACCAGGACUACGACUACCUCGGCGACUGGGGGCCACGCUUCCGCAAGCUGGCCGACCUGUAUGGCGGAGGGGACGAUUAGCACCCUCAGCCCCCACCAACAACAACCACCCUCCCCACCCCACUCCUGCUCCAAGGCACAGGUGUGGGUGGAGCUAAGGAAACACGAAAUGGGGUGAAGACGGGGUUUGGAUCAGCACUUCUGUAUUACCACAGGACAGCUUGUAAAGAGACCUGCUGCCUCUCAUGGACAGUUGAUGACACUAGGGACCAUGCUGACUCCGGGCCUAGCAAGGCCUGGCAGUGGGGAGCAUUCAGGCUAAUGGACAUUAUCAUCUGAGCAUUAGCCCCUGAGCUAACAGCCAGAACAGUGCGCUCAGAGGGACGUCGUCUCUGCGACAGCCAUGCUACAGACGUUCAUCUACACUUGAAUCUCACAGUACAGGAGCACUGGGCUCAAACGUGCCUUUUUGUACAUUCUUUUGAUUGUGUCCUGAUUCUGUACGUCGCUUUGAGGCUCCGCUGCUCUACAGCUGCAGUUGGAGGAGCGCUUCGCCAUAAUAACGAGUGCAUGUGUGUGUGUUCCACCUCAUUACCUUUACAUGUGUGUGUGUGAGAGAGAGUGUGUGUGAGUCAUUUCCGCAGAGUCACACUGGGUGGACACUAAAGGGCAAAGCCUAUGAUGAGACCGCCUUGGAUGAUCAAACCUGCAGAAACAUGGCUCUCCUGUGCAGCUCUGGGUGGUAGCACUUUUCUUUUCUCUCUGAUUCAGUCACAAAGUUCUACAGUGUAUAGAUCCUAAUGUUCAUCACAACUGCUGUCAUUACAUAUGUGACACAGUGACACAUUCCAGAUAGUAUAUCCUCUCUCUGAGGCACAUGUGUGUAAUCAGGCACAGUUUAUGACACAGUAAAUUUAAAUAACCUUGUCUCUGAAUCUGGAGGUUUUCACAGCAGGAGACUGAAAAAGUUUUUUGUGGAGCAGUUUAAAUAUUGUUGUGUCCUCGCUGUGUUUCCACUGAUGGGGACUUGAUGGGAUGUAAUUGACUUUAUUUGCAGGUUGAUAAAAUACAGAAAAAUACAGCGAUAAAAUAUCAUUUCAUUUAUGUGUCAGCAACAAAGAGUCAAUGCCACAGCAAAGAAAAUAAACCUGAAAAAUAAACCCUCACCAUGAGGAUAAUGAACAGAGUCAUGAAACAUGCUGAAUAUGACAGAAACAGCAGCAGUGAACGCGUGAGUGAUUCAGGUACAGCAGACAUGUUCUGAUGAAUAUGUAUGAUAUAUGUAUGAUAUAUGUAUGAUAUUCACUGACCUUUAAUCUGCUAAUUAAUCUGUCCAACAGAAGAACUUGAACUUUAGGAAUCCAGCUGAUGUAUCUUUGCAUACUGCAGUGGGGCAGUCACAGAUGUUGCAGCAUUUCUCUGUGAUGAUAUCAGUUCCUUAUUUGGAUCUUUCUAGUUCCUGGAGGAUAAAUCUAAAGAUUCAAAGUUCCACUCAUACAAAAGAAAUAUUAAAGGUACAGGAAACAACAUUUUCCAUAUGUGGAUAUAAAUGUUUGUUACUGAAGUUCCACAAAAUCUCAAACAACAGCUAAAAUGUUUAGAAUUUUCUCACCACUCUGUUUCUGUCAUGUUCAAAUACAAUCAACACAACACGUCCAUGUGGAUCAGGUUGCACACAAUCACAGCACAGUGUAAAAGUGGCAGAGAAACCUCACACACUGGGUCUGAACUGACUGAGCACCACACUGAAGCCAACAGUAAAACCAGGACUCAGUGAGUCCACCUGAGGAGUAGACCAGCUGUGUCACUACAUCACAAAACUUCAACAGCUUCAUGAAUGAAGAGGCUCUGCAGGUCAGUCUGUAUGUAGGGGAGAGACAAGUUCACUGAGCGAGGACACAGCCUGCAUCACAGAGCUGCAGCUGUAACACUGAAGGAUGUGUAGAUAACAGAUGGUAUCAGUGCUUCAUUUCCUUAUUAUAACCCUAUUUGCCCUGAUCAGCUAACAAUGAUCAGCCAACGUACUCUCAGUCUUUCUCUUGUACAAGCUGAACAUUAAACUUAUUCAAGUGCAGUUCAUUCUCUUCAUCAGUCACACUCACACACUGAAAGCAUUGUCUCAGUCUGUUUCAGCUCCUCAUCCUGACUGUGAGAGCAGUGACUCUGGGCCAGUUGAUGAGUCAGAGCCUUGUCUUUGUCUGAGGCAGCAAAACACAAGUCAUCAUGAACUCAUGGGCUAACUCAACACUGACCAGGGCUGACUAUUUACAAAAAAACACAUUCACAGGGCUUGAAGGAGCCUCAGAGUCCAGCAACAUGAAAGUGACUCACACCUCAUGCUUCAAAACUUCUUAAUACACAGGCUCAGUCUUUUUCCUCAUUCAAUAAGAACAUUUGCUCGACCAGCUGUUAUAUUAAAAGCUCAAGAUUUUCAGUUUCCUGUACCUUCAAAAUGAAGUUUACCAGGAGCAAUGUGAAUGGUGGUCAGACUAUAUAAGGUUGUAUAAGGAUGCAUACAGCUGUAUACAGCUGUGGCGUUGCCUCCUGUUGAGUCACUUGUUUCUGUGGUUUCUGUCAGUGAGCAGACAUUGGUCAAACCCAGAGUUGUACAGCAGAGCUUCAUAUUUUUGCAGGUUGGUUCUCCAGAGCUGCUGAGGAGACAUGUACAGUAGUGCUAGACUUUAGAUAGAUCCCUUCUGUUUUUGUUUUGCUUUUAUCACAGUGUAACUUAUGCAGCUGGUUGCUGAUAAAGGGAGUCAUCAGUCCUCGUUUUGUAGCAGAGACACUUGAUACUGCUGUGGUGGAUUAAAAAAGGCAAUGUUUUCUUUCUGCUGAUGAUUUGCCUUAGUGUUCUCUGGAUACUCACUGUAAACUGAACUCUGUACAGAUUGUAUUUUCUCUCUUGUUGUUCUUUUGGCUGUGGUCACAGAAAAUGACAUGCUAUUAUCCUGAAUCCUUGUAUAUGUGUCAUUUGGAUUACAAAUUAAAACGUUUUUGCAUGUU
Molecule: messenger RNA, 5816 nt
Organism: Seriola dumerili (greater amberjack)
Lineage: Eukaryota; Metazoa; Chordata; Actinopteri; Carangiformes; Carangidae
Product: cadherin-2-like
Exons: 16
Coding region: 141-2894 (917 amino acids)
Biological process (GO): adherens junction organization; multicellular organism development; cell morphogenesis
Cellular component (GO): intercalated disc; catenin complex; apical part of cell
Molecular function (GO): cadherin binding; calcium ion binding
Source: RefSeq, a predicted model, not a curated record